CUACAUGACUUGGAGCGUCCGCGAAUAGAAGGCUUGUUGCUAGGUUACCGUACACGAAUUCUUUUGACAGGUCGGUCGAGAUCGAGCAGUUUGACGAUUGCAGUUUAAAUAUAAUUUGUUUUAAGUGAUUUGGACGGUGAAUUUGGUCACAGUAUGCCCUUCUUGAAGAGACCCCAGACUACAGAACCACUUGUAAAACUUUGGGACAAAAAGGCCCAAAAAUGUGGCCCUCAUCACACUGUGUAUUCUGUCAAUGGAGAUCAAUACACAGGCGAGUGGAUGGAUAAUAAGAAACAUGGAAAAGGAGCACAGGUUUGGAAGAAAACAGGAAUGAUCUAUGAUGGGGACUGGAGGUGUGGAAAGAGAGAAGGCUAUGGGACCCUGAGCAAGACUGACCCUGAAACAAAAGAGUAUGUGAGAGUUUAUGUUGGUUCUUGGCGAAAUGACAAGAAGGAAGGUGCCGGGACAUGUUUCUACAGUCCGUCUGCUUUCUAUGAGGGGCAGUGGAGGGAAGAUCAGAGGAGUGGAUGGGGACGGAUGCAGUAUGAGAACGGGGAGCUGUAUGAGGGAGAGUGGCUGAAGGACAAACAUCACGGACAGGGUUUGCUUCUGCUAGCUAAUGGAAACCGCUUUGUGGGCACCUGGAGUGAUGGACAGAAAAACGGACACGGCAAGUUCUACUACCUGGACAGAGGUCAGCUGUAUGAAGGCUUUUGGGUUGAUGGUGUUGCUAAGUGUGGAACAGUGUUUGAUUUUGGGAGGGAAGCAGCGGUUAGACCAACAGUGUAUCCAAUUCCCAAGGUUUGCCUACAGGAUUCACAGGCUGUGCUGAUGGAGGCACAAGCGUAUUUCACUGAGGACAAGGAGAAAUCAACAGAGACCAUGAUUCCAAGUCACAUAGUUGCUAGGCAAUAUGUACCUUGACAAUAUCCUGAAAUCAAAAAAAGCAGACUAGUGCAGUGAAAUACGUUUUAUCAACCCCGCUCACGCACAAUAAAAAGACUAUCACACAAUACAUAAAAGCUGUUGGUACAUUCUGCAUCUACUAGUAUUGAACAAAAUGGCAAGAUUUUGUUUUGGCAAGAAAUGCAUGUCAUACAUGAUAUAAAAUAACACAAAAAGAUGUCUGGUUGAAGUUGGUCUGAUUAAGACUUUAAUUAAAAUGUAUAAAACUGUGGGGUUUUAAAUUCCAGCACAUGCUGUGCACUAAUAAAAAGAGCUUCUUAAUCAAACUUUACACAAGCUGUUUGCACAAGAUGGAUAUUAUUUCACAUACUUCUGAAAAAAAAAAAAAAAAAAUCAUUGUGUUUCAAUUUGGCAAUACUGAACAUAUUAAUUUAAUGUUGUUUUAAUCAUUUUCGUCAGUGCUACUAAUGUAACUACAUGCUUAAACGGUCCUCUGCUUAAUAAACACUUUAUAAUUUGUUUGCUAGCAUAAUCACACAAUCCUGCCAGUUCUUUAACUGUGACGGCUCUAAUCACUUCCCUCCACCUUCAGAGUGAACAGAGGCCCCUUUAAUGGGAAGCGGUUGCAAAUACUACCAAAAAAGGUCAGAUAAACAUGUUGAUAAAGUGCCUUUGUUUCUACUAAGAUGUGCUCAUUCAGGGGGUUCAUUUAGGAAAACAGUUAAUAUUUGAGUUUGAAUAAGACUAUAAUUUUUUUGGUUUUGAUUCAGCUGUUCAACAGCAAAGCCCUGAAUCAGAAAGCAUCAAAAUUAUUUGGUCAAGUGGACAUUAAAAUGUCCCAUGUACUGUAAUAACUUCAAACACAGCCUCUGAUCAGUAUUUAAAAAAAGUGUUGUUGUAAUAUACACUAAUGUCUGUAAGAAUGUAGCUUGCCUUGUGUGAAAAUAAAAACCUUAUAAGUAACAAAAUUGGCACAGCUGCCAUACUGAAAUUAAGGAUUUUCCCUGUGGUGAAUUAAAGGAAUAGUUUACCCAAAAAUGAAAAUUGGCUCAAAAACUAUUCAACCUCAGGUCACUCAUGUAGAUGAGUUUGGAGCAGUUUUUAGAAAUUUAGACAAGAGAAAUGUAGCAUUACAUCAAAACACGGAUCCUCUGCAGUGAAUGGCUGCCGUCAGAAUGAGAGUGCAAA
This is a messenger RNA of Cyprinus carpio (common carp), 2094 nucleotides long. RefSeq names its product MORN repeat-containing protein 3. NCBI's taxonomy places the organism in Eukaryota, Metazoa, Chordata, Actinopteri, Cypriniformes, Cyprinidae. The record is from RefSeq and is a predicted model, not a curated record.